CUGGUCUGGCGAGUCUAGACAGAGAAACACAUUAGACUCGGGCAAUGCGGAAGGCCAAAACCGCACUCUGCUUAAUCACAGCCACUGGCCUGACCUUUCAUGCCUUCAACCCCAAUUUUCUAUCAUCUUCCUCCGAUUCCUUCCCCAACUUUCCUGAGAAAUUACGCGCACCAAUCCAUGGCGUCAAUCGAUCUUCUCGCGCAAUCGCCACCAUUGCUUUCACUGCUGUUGACUACAAGUUCACUUUACAUGGACUCUCGGUUGACUCUGAUGAGUAUCGUCAGAAGCUAUCUGAGGUUCAUAGAAGGUCCGCCUCAAGAAUUCGGAAAUUGUGUGAGGUCAAUAGAGGGUUCUAUGUGAAAGCUGGCCAAUUUGUUGCAGCUCUGCGACAGGUUCCCAAAGAAUACUCAUUAACUCUUUCCUCAUUGCAGGAUCAAGCAGUUCCUUAUCAUUUCAAGGCUAUUAAAGAGGUACUAAUCCGCAAUCUAGGACCCGAGCUGUCAGAUAUGUUUUUGUCACUCGAUGAACAUCCGAUAGCUGCGGCAUCUAUUGCUCAAGUACACCGGGGAGUUCUUAAGGGUCAUCAAGAGGUAGCAAUUAAGGUGCAGUACCCGGACCUGGAGCAGCAAAUGAAAAUAGAUACAACAACCAUGUAUUUUCUUUCAAAAUCCCUUGCUUGGGUAUGCACUCAAUCUCGGGACACUUAUGUGAUAUAUUGUAGUUGCAGUGAAUAGGUUUUGUCUCUCCUAAAGGAUAGUGAAGACAAUAAUGGUUUUCGUCUCUUUAACUGUUCUACAGACUUUAUUCAGGAGGCUAGGAAUUCUGAGACAACUGCCAAUAACUUUGCCAACAACAAAUGGGUCAAGGUUCCUCGUGUAUUUUGGGACUUAACGACUCAUCAAGUUCUGACGAUGGAAUUCUGUACAGGACAGAAGGUUGAUGAUGUAGAAUAUCUGAAGGAAAGGAGAAUACACCCAAUGAAGGUGGCAGAAGUGUUGUUGGAAGUGUUUGCUGAAAUGAUUUUCAUCCAUGGUUUCCUGCAUGGAGAUCCACACCCUGGUAACAUAUUAGUUUCUCCUGAAGGUCAGAAUGGCUUUUCUUUGGUUAUUCUAGACCAUGGAAUAUACAAAAAAUUGGAUGAAGGAUUUAGGUUGGAUUACUGUCAGCUCUGGAAGGCAUUAAUUCUUCUGGACUCAAAAAACUUGCAGCGUUUGGGUGAACAGUUUGGUGUUGCGAAGUAUUCUAGAUACUUUCCUGUCAUUUUUACGGGAAGAACUAUUGACAGUAAAUCGGCUCUUGGGAAGGCAAUGUCAGUUGAAGAAAGACGUAAUCUAAAGCAGGAGCUGAAGUCCCUGAAGAUGGAAGACAUAUCUUCAUUUAUGGAAUCCUUGCCAUCAGAUUUUCUCACAAUAUUGCGUACUGAUGGGCUGCUGAGGUCUAUUGUUAGCAAGUUGGGGGCUCCACAAAGAGUCAGGUUACUAGCCUAUGGCAAAUAUGCAUUAUAUGGUCUUUCUCCAAAGUUGAAUCCUGAAUCUGAUUUUGCUCUGAAAGUUGUGUUCUCCCGAUUGAAGGCAAAUGCAAGUUACUAUAGGUUAAGGCUUAUUAUUGAGGUUCUACAGCUGCUUUCAUGGAUGGCAAAGGUCAAGCUUCUUCUGUAUACUAUGUAUGAAAAGAUAAGGUUGUGCUGUUAGGGGCAUUUUGAUUGUUUCCUCUUGGCAGUGAUUUCUUCUAACUAAUGUGAAGUUCUUUUGUGAAAUGUCUUUUAUUUAUUUAUUUAUUUAUUUUUUGGCACUUGUAUAGUUCAACGUAAGUGUCCUUAUUUAAUUUUUUGGUUACAUUGGAGUUCGACCUUGGGGUUCGAACUGGGGUGCCAGGGGAGGAAAGAGGAAGCCCCCACCACUGUGGACACACACAAUGCUGUAUUUUUGGACAUGGAACGGUUGAUCUUUCUUUUUCUUUUUCUUUGUGUAACAUAAAAUAAGAUACUUUUGGUUAUCAGUUGAGAAAUCAAAUUGUAAUAUAAAUAUAUAUGGCGUCCAUUAUCUUA
Molecule: messenger RNA, 2047 nt
Organism: Prunus dulcis (almond)
Lineage: Eukaryota; Viridiplantae; Streptophyta; Magnoliopsida; Rosales; Rosaceae
Product: aarF domain-containing protein kinase 1
Exons: 15
Source: RefSeq, a predicted model, not a curated record